Messenger RNA from Enterospora canceri, 1149 nucleotides. The record is from the annotation of a GenBank genome assembly. Lineage: Eukaryota; Fungi; Microsporidia; Enterocytozoonidae.
AUGCCUGAGGAAUUCCUUCAAACAAAAGAGGAUGAAAAGUGUCUAAGAAUGCUACAGAUCAAGGAGGAGUAUCUGAAACAGGAGAUUGGCGUGCUACGGAAUGAGCUGGGACGAGCCAAGGAGGAGAUAAAUCGCGUCAGAAGUGUCCCACUGCUAAUGGGGCAGUUUCUGGAGGCAAUUGACAGGAAUACGGCAAUCGUAAGCAGCUCAGCCUGCACGAAUGCGGUGGUGAAGAUCCUCAGCACCGUGGACAGGGAGCUGCUCCUUCCAAACACGAGUGUCGCUCUCCAUCGCCACAGCUCUGCCAUCGUGGACGUGCUUCCUCCUGAGGCCGAUACCACAAUUCCAGUUGUGGGAGAAGAAGAGAGGCCUGACGUCACCUACGACGACAUUGGUGGAAUGGACGUGCAGAAGCAGGAGAUACGCGAGUGCGUGGAGCUGCCACUGGUGCUGUUUGCUCGCUACAGGGCCAUUGGCAUCGAGCCACCACGGGGUGUGCUGCUCUACGGGCCACCUGGAACUGGGAAGACGAUGCUGGUGAAGGCAGUUGCAAACCAGGCCAAGGCGACUUUCAUCAAAGUGAAUGGAUCCGAAUUCAUCCAGAAAUACCUGGGAGAGGGGCCAAGGAUGGUACGAGACGUAUUCCGCCUUGCGAGAGAGAAGGCACCUUCGAUCAUUUUUAUUGAUGAAAUUGAUUCGAUUGCGACAAAGAGGUUUGACGCAUCGACGUCAGCAGACAGGGAGGUGCAACGUGUUCUGAUUGAGCUGCUGAACCAGAUGGAUGGGUUUGAUCAGAGCAGCAACGUGAAGGUGAUCAUGGCCACGAAUAGGCCCGAUUCAAUUGAUCCAGCACUGUUGAGACCAGGGCGUCUUGAUCGUAAGAUCGAGUUUCCACUACCAGACAAAAGGCAGAAGAGGCUUGUUCUGGCAACGAUCACGAACAAAAUGGCAUUGCAUGAGGAGGUGGCAUUGGAGGAGUUUGUUGGAAGACCAGACAGGCUCAGCUGUGCCGAUUUGAAUGCAAUUUGUCAGGAAGCAGGGAUGCUGGCUGUGAGGGCAUCCAGGUACGAAAUAAUGCAAUGUGACUUCGAGGAGGCGUACAGCAGGGUUGUAGACAGAAAGGACAGCAAGUUACCACUGUAUCACUAA